AUUCAUUCCCGCGUUUUCCGCUCAACAACAAGUAGAAACUAGAAAGAAAUAGAACAUGAAAGUGAUUAACUAGUGAGUUCCUAAACUGAUAUUGAGAGUUUUGUGAGUGAUACGAUCUGAUCUGAUUCUGAAUCCGUCUAGUAUUCAAGAAAGUGAGAUUAUAAAACAUUGUAUUGAUCUGAAUCUCGUCUGAAGUUGAUAUUUAUUGAUACUUAGAAAAUACUGCUCGGGGCAUCUUCCUACAUUGAAGACUGUUGGCUCAAAGGUGACUACUUCCAGUUCAUCAUGGUGAGGACUAAAGAUAGUGCUAGUGUCAAAGUGGUAGGAGCCAAAGCUCCAAGAAAGAUCUCUACUCCAACUUCAACUGCUGCCAGCAGUGGCUCUGACUCAAAAAAAAAGCAUUCUGGAGGGAAUCCAUAUUGUCCCAGAGAAACUCCUGCCUGGCAGAAACCCAUUACUCAAUUUUUUGGAACAUCUAAACCAUGUACAUCAACAUCCUGUGACGAGGAACAAACGACUGAUGAAGUGGAGAAUGGUACAGCCCAUAAUGAAAAUUGUAACAAAGAAGAAAGAAAUUCACAUGAAACGGAAGCUGCUAACUGUUCUACAAGGGGAGAAGUUCAGGAAGCAGAUGGCAAUGAAGAAGACGACAAUGAAAAAGAAAAUUGUAUGGACACCUGAGUUGUUUUAUAGUUUUUUUGGUCCAAAUUGUAUUAUUCCUGUUUUAUAUUUAUAAAUAACACUUUUUUAAUUUUAAGUUUAAUUAUGUUUAUAAAUAACACUUUUUAAUUUUAAGUUUAAGUUACAAAUUGUUGAUCCACAAUGCAGUUUAACUCUUUCAGUGCCAGAGGUAAUUUUUAAUAAUAUUCACUGGUGCCAGAUAUUUUUUCACAUGUGUCAACUGUUAGUGCUAUGUGUAGUUAAAAUAAGUAAUUUUUUCUUUUCA
Homalodisca vitripennis (glassy-winged sharpshooter) is the source of this 946-nucleotide messenger RNA. RefSeq names its product PCNA-associated factor-like. The coding region runs from base 286 to 681 and encodes 131 amino acids. The record is from RefSeq and is a predicted model, not a curated record. Lineage: Eukaryota; Metazoa; Arthropoda; Insecta; Hemiptera; Cicadellidae. The transcript has 5 exons. Gene Ontology annotation, cellular component: nucleus. Gene Ontology annotation, biological process: regulation of cell cycle; translesion synthesis. Gene Ontology annotation, molecular function: chromatin binding.